Molecule: messenger RNA, 1353 nt
Organism: Schizosaccharomyces osmophilus
Lineage: Eukaryota; Fungi; Ascomycota; Schizosaccharomycetes; Schizosaccharomycetales; Schizosaccharomycetaceae
Gene: spp1
Product: DNA primase catalytic subunit Spp1
Exons: 2
Coding region: 1-1353 (450 amino acids)
Biological process (GO): DNA replication, synthesis of primer
Cellular component (GO): alpha DNA polymerase:primase complex
Source: RefSeq, a predicted model, not a curated record
AUGACCGUUGCUGUAGAGGAUCUUGAAGACAAGGAUCUGGAUGAAUUAAUUGCAAAUGGAUCUUUGGAUGCGGUAAAGCAAGAAAGCGUUGACCCUGAGACCAUGAUUCAGUAUUAUCGCCAUUUGUUUCCUUGGCGGUUACUGUUUCAAUGGCUGAAUCAUGGUCCUGUUCCUCAAAAGGAUUUUACAAAUCGAGAAUUUGCAUUUACUUUACCAAAUGAUGCAUACCUGCGAUACCUGUCAUUUCAAUCCUGGGAAGAAUUAAAAAAAGAAGCCAUUGGCAUGUGCCCAAGCAGAUUUGAAAUUGGACCGGUGUAUAGUAUGAAUCCAAGGGAUAGAAAAACUUUGAGGAAGGCCUCAUUUCACCCGUUGCAAAAGGAAUUGGUUUUCGAUAUUGAUAUGACUGACUACGACGAUGUUCGUACAUGUUGCUCCAAAACAAACAUUUGUGAAAAGUGCUGGUCUUUCAUUACAGUUGCUGUCCAAAUUAUAGAUGUUGCUUUGCGUGAAGAUUUUGGGUUUAAUCAUAUUCUCUGGGUUUAUUCUGGUCGACGUGGUAUUCACGCUUGGAUUUGUGACGAGACGGCUCGUUCCAUGGAUGAUCGUUCCCGAAAAAUGAUCGCUGGAUAUCUACAAGUUGUUGCAGGAAAUCCGCAAGGUGGUGUACGGAUCCUCAAUAACUUAAAACGCCCCCUGCAUCCUCAUCUGUCUCGUUCUCUUGACAUUCUCAAGGCUGUUUUUGCUAAGGUCGUGUUGGAAGACCAAGAUCCAUGGGUUUCUCAAGAAGGUUUAGAAAGUCUUUUGAAACUGUUGCCUAGUGAACCAUUAGCUUCUGCACUCCGAAAAAAAUGGGAGGUGGAUCCCGGACGCGCUAGCAUAAAGAAAUGGUCAGACAUUGAUGCAGCAAUUGCAUCCGGAAAUUUUGACCUUUCUCCUAAUGUUAUUGCACAUGCAAAACAAGACAUCGUCCUGACAUAUCUAUACCCAAGAUUAGAUGUCGAAGUCUCCAAGCACUUAAACCACCUCCUAAAGUCUCCCUUUUGCGUUCACCCAGGAACUGGACGGGUUUGUGUCCCUAUUGAUAUUGAUGGUAUGAACAGCUUUAACCCUCUCCAUGUUCCCACUGUACAUACUUUGUUAAACCAGCUUGAUCAACAAUCCGCUACUCAAUCGAAUAUUGUACAGGAUCCUCCCUCUGCUCCAUCCUCUGUUGAAGAUUCAAACGCCGCCUCCUCUACGGCCUCUGUUUCCACAGAUCUUGAUCCUUAUACAGCGUAUUUCAGAUCUUUCAGUAAUAAUCUCUUCAAAUCCACUACACAUAACAAACGAAAGGCUGACCCUCUAGAUUUUUAA